This is a messenger RNA of Saxophila tyrrhenica, 738 nucleotides long. RefSeq lists its product as uncharacterized. NCBI's taxonomy places the organism in Eukaryota, Fungi, Ascomycota, Dothideomycetes, Mycosphaerellales, Extremaceae. The transcript has a single exon. The record is from RefSeq and is a predicted model, not a curated record. The coding region runs from base 1 to 738 and encodes 245 amino acids.
AUGGUCCUCCGGAUAGCUUCCCUCCUCGCCCUCAGCGCACUCCUCACUUCCGCCUACUGCAUCCCCCCAGACCAACAAUGCAACCGCAGAUUCAAAGGCCUCCAGCAAAUGACCGUCAACCAACUACAAUCAAGACAACCCACGCAAGCCCUCCCAGCAAAUAACAAUGCAACCCUCCAAUACAUCGGCCUCGGCGUGGGCCUCCAAAACUACAGCUGCGCCAGCACGACAUCAACACCCAAAAGCAUCGGCGCCAUCGCCACUCUGUUUGACGUUACCGACUACCUGCGCGACUGCGGGAACCCCAAGACAUCGAAGCUGAGCCGGCAGUACCUCAAAGCGUACAACCGCGAAGCGUGUCAAGCAUCCCAGGACCUGAGUGACGAUAGCUGCCAGGAGGCCGUCAACUUCAUGGAUUUCGAUGUACUGGGCAAGCAUUACUUCGGCAAACCCAAUGGCGCUGGAGUCCCGUUCUUCGACAUCUACGAUCAAGCAUUCCUGUCAGCACAAAAGAUUGGAGACGUUACCGCUCCGGAAUCUGCGUAUGAUGGUGGCAAGAACGGCUUUGGGGCGGUGGACUGGCUGUUCCUCCCUGAAGAUGGGUCAAAUCGCUCGCAGGGGCUGUCGGAGGUCUAUCGCAUCCACACUGCUGGUGGCGCUCCUGAUCCGCAGGGUUGCAGCAGUGGGGAUGCUGUGUUGAGUUAUAAGUAUGCGGCGGAGUAUUGGUUUUACUCAUGA